AUGGUGCGGGAUGUGCUCGUAGUGAACAACAGCUGUGUGGCCCUGCCCCUUGGGUGUGGCUAUCCCACGUGCAUCCACCACGAGGCCCUCAAGGCCUUUAAGCUCAAGGUGCAACUCUCGGACGCCCAUGCGGCUGCCGUGGCCAACACCGUGCGGCAGCAGCUGGCAUGCCAGAAAUGGGCCUCGCGCCUUUGCUUCCUGCUCCUUCUCCUUCUGCUCCUUGUCCCUGUGGCCUCCGACGCGCUGACGAAAGAGCCCGAGACACCCUACAAGGCGUGCAUCGUGAACGCCACCCUCACCUGCGUGGUGGUCUUGUGGCUGGCGCCUGGGGCAUGA
Symbiodinium natans is the source of this 336-nucleotide messenger RNA. Lineage: Eukaryota; Dinophyceae; Suessiales; Symbiodiniaceae. The record is from the annotation of a GenBank genome assembly.